Oryzias melastigma (Indian medaka) is the source of this 1305-nucleotide messenger RNA. It is a transcript of the gene ric3a, whose product is annotated as RIC3 acetylcholine receptor chaperone a. Bases 1 to 1305 code for a protein of 434 amino acids. The transcript is spliced from 7 exons. Gene Ontology annotation, biological process: protein localization to cell surface; synaptic transmission, cholinergic. Gene Ontology annotation, cellular component: neuronal cell body; neuron projection; intracellular membrane-bounded organelle. The record is from RefSeq and is a predicted model, not a curated record. NCBI's taxonomy places the organism in Eukaryota, Metazoa, Chordata, Actinopteri, Beloniformes, Adrianichthyidae.
AUGACUAUAACAACUUGUCAGAAGGUCACUCUCAUAUCAUGUUCUGUUCUCUGCGUUUCCCUCUUCCUGCCCCGGAUGCUUUUACCAAAGGAGAAGAAGGAGAAGGGCAUGCUUGGGGUUGGACCUGGGUACUACCGUCCCAUGAUGCACCAGCUGCCUUCAUCGGGGGAUCCAGAACAGUGGGACGUAAACCCUUCUCCUUCCCUGACCCACACUGUAGAAGCCAUGGCAAAAGUGAAAAGUGGUGGAAGAGGCAAAAAACAUAAUCUGAUGGCUCAGGUGAUCCCUGUGUACGGCUUUGGGAUCCUGCUAUACAUCCUCUACAUUAUGUACAAGCUUACAUGCAACAAGAAGACAAAUCGAUCAGGAGAAUUCACUACAAAUGCAAACGUGUCAAAUAAGAAAAUAACAGAUUAUGAGCUUGCGCAGCUUCAAGAGAGACUUGUGCAAACAGAGAGGAAGCUGGAUAGAAUUGUCUCCGGGAAGAGCCAUUUUUCUUCAAGUAGCAGGAGGCGGAGGAGUAAAACCUCCAUAUCAAAGAAGGAGGAGAAGCUGCUGCGGCAGCUUCGACAGAUCACGCUGCUGAUGCAGGAGGGCCGUCUGGACGGAGCGUCUCCUGAGAUGGAGGCGGAGGAGAUGGCCUAUGGAGCCGACUGGGAAGGCUACCCAGAGGAGACCUACCCUAAAAAUGAGAAUCCAUGCCGCCGACAUAGAGUCAACAUGGCCACGCUAAACGAACCUCCCUGCCAGCAAACUCCAGAGGCUCUGGCAGAGCGGAUGGAGCAAGUGGAGGAAGAAAUGACAGAAAUUGAGAACGUAGAAGAAGGAAUUGAUGAGAAUGUGGAGGAGGAAGAAGAAGAGGAAAAAAAGCACUUGCUCCCCUCCCCUCAGCGCACUGAUGAAACGAGACAGGAGAGACUUGGUUUGGAAGUAAGCAAAGAGCUGCAGAGUUACCGUGAAGGAAAAAAGCAAAUAACCUUCAGCGACCAAAAACGAGUCUUCCACUACCCCAAACAGGACACCGAGGAGGAAGAGGAAGAAAAAGAAGAAGACGUGGAGGAAGAAGAUGAGGAAACAGAGAUGGAGGACGAGGAGGAAGCUGAAGAUGAUGAUCCGCUGAUGGAAGCAGAAAACCUGCUUUUCAGUUGUGAGGAGUAUUCCAACCCAGACGAAGAGGCAGAGGAGGACAUUGAAGAGUAUCUGCUGAGCCCGGAGGAGGAGGAGGAGGAAGCUGAAAUCCACACGGAAAUACCCAAGGAGGUCGGGGUGAGCGGACUGAGGAUGAGGAACAGGAGAGAUACGUGA